Messenger RNA from Paramormyrops kingsleyae, 6541 nucleotides. Its product is annotated as pleckstrin homology domain-containing family G member 4B. The record is from RefSeq and is a predicted model, not a curated record. Gene Ontology annotation, molecular function: guanyl-nucleotide exchange factor activity. NCBI's taxonomy places the organism in Eukaryota, Metazoa, Chordata, Actinopteri, Osteoglossiformes, Mormyridae.
GGUCUCGAGUUGCUGCUUGGAAAAGACUAAAAAGGGUUAAGGGGAUUUCCUCUGAAAGCCCCCCCUCCGUCUCUCGCUCUCCCCCUCUCUUUCUCUCACUCCCUUCCUCUCCCCCUGUCUCACCCUUCAAUAUGCACUUGCAGACAUGCUCUACUGCUGCUCAUUGGCUGAAUAACAUGGUGUGUAGUAAGAGUGGCGAUACAAGUGGUGACCACGCAGUGCUGGUCUGCUCUAAACACAACGGAGUGCUGUAAUACCAUGGGGGCUCGCCUGGGGAGGGUGUGACACCUCCCUGCUCUACCCUGGAGUUUUCAUUAUAGUUAAAUAUGUCUUUGGUCUUGCACAAGAUGGACACUGGACUAAUAAAUCCCCAAGGAACAUAACUAAGACAGAGAAGGAUGACCACUUUGGACAAGACGGCAGCAACAAUUUAGCAAAAUGAAUCCUGAAUCUCUGGAGUCAUCUAUCCAAGGGGCCCUCUCGGCUCUCUACCCACCCUUUGAGGCGACAGCACCCACAGUCCUCAGCCAGCUCUUCCGGGUCAUUGAAGAACGUUACCGCGGUGACUCUCUUCAGUGCCUGCUGGACUUCCUAAUCCCCGCAAAGCACAUCCUGGAGAGUGUGCAGCAGGCUGCUUGUGCGGUGUACUCCGAUGUGCUGUUUCGCUGUGAAGGCUGGCCCCUGUGUCUCCGGGAGAAGGUGGUGAUCCAGCUGGCAGAUCCAAACCCCUUGCUGCUGCGACCGGGUGACUUCUACCUGCAGGUGGAACCUUUUGCUGACCAGGCUGCUCGCAUUGUCCUCAAGAGCCUUCUGGAGGACCACCGGCAGGUUGAAGAGACUCCCAUCCCGGAGACCUCCUACCCCUGCAUCUUCACUGAGGAGUGGCUUAGAGACAUUAAUGACGGUCGUCAUGGCACCCCACUGCGCCACUGCCUCCUGUCCACUGACCAAGGCAUUGUGAAAGUACCUUGGGAGCAGGUGGCCAACCCAGAGUUUAUAGACAAGCCCAAAGCCAUGGCUGCCAUUCCUCUCUCUCCAGAUGGCCACCCGGAGUCGCCAGGUGGCUCCUCAGCUUUCUCUUUAGAGACCAGGAUCCUGCCAGCUAAGGAUGACAUUGCUAUUUCUCUAUGCCACAUGGAUGAUGGCAGCCCCCAGCUCAUGAAAGUGGACCAAGUUCGGUCGAAUGGGAAGCCUGUUGGCUGGGUGUCCCCCAACACCUGGGACAACCACAGCAACCGUGAACUGGAGGGAGAUUACGUGGAUCUAGUGGAGUUCACUAAAGAAAAGAACGCUCAAGUUCUCAAAAGAGACCAGGUGACACCAGAGCUCCUUGCACUGCAACCUGUACGCCGAGCCCCUCCUAUCCCAUUUUGUGAUCCUAUAUACCCAGCUCCACCCACCCACCCUCGUGACCCGUCAACUCUACCCAACCCAUGCUUGGAUGCCAUGGUCUGCACCCACACCCGCAAGUUUAUGGAUGAACCUCGUAUGCCAUGCAUAAGAAGAGUACUGGCUGAGGCUGAAGUGAAAGAGCUUCGUGGUCGGUAUCGGGAGUCCUACCUGGAAGCUCAACAGAACCCAGUCAAUUUUGAGGGCAGUACUCUGGAAGCUCUUGAAGAGUGUGUAACUACCAUGGGUGUAGGAGAGGCAGAGGGAAAAGACGUGGCUCUAGGCAUCAAGAAGAUAGGAGCAGACUCAGAACAGGCCUUGCCUUGCUGUCAUACCAACCACCACUGCCCACCUACUGCCCAGAGUGAAGAUGAAUUCCAGUAUCAGCAGACCAUACAGGACUUACAAAACAGUAGUAGCCAUCCAGGUAAAGUCCUCUCCCUCUCCUCUUCAUUUUUGUCGGAAACACCCAAAAAAUGCCUUGAAGUACCACGGAAAGUCAGCAGGAGCAUCAGUGACAUUCGCCCUGAUAUGAUUCCAAAUAUGCAUAGACGACAAUUUAAAAAGAUAAACGCUUUUGGACUCGUGUCCCCAAAAACAGACAAACGAAGAAGCAUCAAACAAGGUCCUCCCUUAUCUGAAGAUGCUGUCCAGGCUGGUGUAGCUGAAACAGCAUCCUUACAUGCUGUGAAUGAACACCAAAAGAAGGUCCAGGCUCCUCAGGUUGACAGGACCCAAGAAGUGCUUGCUGAUGUCCCAUAUCUGCUAGCCAGGCCAUCUCCAGCAGACACUAGCAAUUACCUCCUCCAUUUGGGAAUUGCAUGCCUUCCAGGCAGCCGAGACCGGACUGGUAGAGCAGUUGUGGAGGUUUAUGGGGAUCACCAGGGCUGGAAGUCCCAGUCUGCCUCCAGUCAGGAGCUGUGCAAGUUGCUACUCCACUUCUACUUCAUCCCAAGGAAAGAAGUUGCAGACCUGGGAAUGACCCUUGUAGUCGAUGCAAGAAAGGCCCUCCCACCCCCAGGAUUCUAUAAGGCCUUGCUAAUGGUACAAGAGCAAGCCCUCAAUGCUGUGCAUUGUAUUGUCAUGAUGGUGGACAAAGACACAAACCCUCGUCCUGAAAAGCACCCUGGACUGCAGAUGGAAGUUGCAACAUCACUGAAAGCACUACACAAGGUUGUGGAUGGACACCAGCUAACAGUCAGCUUGGAAGGCACUUUCCCUUACAGCCAUUCUGAUUGGCUGAAGCUGAACCAGAAACUGGAUCCCUUUGUGUCUGACCUUCAAGAGGCUUCCAAAUUGCUUCAGAGAGCUAUUGGGAAAUUUGAGGGCAACAAAAAGAUCGACACAUUGCAGGAUGUGGAGCAGUGUAUCCAUGAAGAGAAAACACUGAUGAAGGAAGUGCUUGAGGACACAAGGCUGGUCACAUUACAAAGGGAAGGUGGGGCCAUCUUAGCAAGAUUGAGGAGGGAGGAGUCUCGAUUUCCACAUUCCGAAGACUACCGUGACACCAUGGAGCUGGUAACCAGCCUGUACAACCAUGUGGAGGAGCAGGUGCACACACUAGUGAUGAAGUCCAACUACUCUCUACAACACCUUGACUUUCUGCUCAAACUCAGGGAGCUAGAAAGUAGAUUUACCAAGAUCAGGGAGUGGUUCAGUGCUGAGGGUGAACAGCAACUAUUGAAGGCAGAGACUGUGGAGGAUUCUCUGGAGCAAGUGGAGCAGACAAUGCAGAACUUUGAUUCCUUCCUGGCUCAGGCCGCUGAGCGACAACACCAGGCCGCAACUCUAGUGACAGAGGUUGAGACAAUCCUGGAGUCUUCCUAUACUGAAACAGAGAUUUUCCAGACAAUGCUUUAUACUUUCAAGUCUAGUCUUGCCGAUUUCAAAUCACGGGCAGAACUAUGUCAUACCGAACUGAAGACUUUGGUAGGUUUGUUUCACUUUUGUGAAAAGGCCAUUGAAGUUUCAAAAGACUGUGCGGAAUAUCUUGAGCAGAUAAAGCCCAGCUGUUGCCUAGCUAAGAACAGUCUUGGAACACUGAAAAAGUACCAGGAAAGGUUUGAUGAAUUUUCAGUGGAGCGCUUCCAGGAUGUUAAAACUCAAGCCUGUGCUCUGAAAGGCUCCCGGGGAAUGAAAGUGUGGAAUGUUGCCUGGCUCAGAUGUCAAGAGGUUCGCAAGCAGCUGGAAGAGAGACUGCAGGAUCCUGUUAAAGUCCAACGGCCAGUGGAUAUAAGUAGAGGGGAUGGGGUAAACGAGGAAUCUGCUUUGUCAGUACCAUUGGCCAAUUUAAACCCAUCCCUCACCAAACCACUUGGAGUGCCAACAUAUAUAGACUACGGGGCUAAUGCAGUCUUAAGCUGCAAUGCAACCCUCAAGCUGGAUAAUGAGGCACGCACAGAACCAAAAACAAGAGCCGCUAACAAAAACGCGACAGGGGAAUGUAUAAUUACAAAAGAGGAAAGAAACCAUACAAAAAGUUUGAAAGAGUGCUCUGCAAAAUGUGCAGUUGAGAUGAAUGUGCCAUCCAUAGACUCCUUGAGUUGCCAAUGGUUCGCAUGGCAUAGAAACCUAGGCAGAUCUCUGAGUGAGGGUUCCACUGCCAGGUCAAUCUCUCAUGGGUUAGAAGCCCCAGACACCUAUCCGGGUCAUGGCCAGCCAUCGCAUCACAUACUACAGGCUGCACAGAGCUUCCAAAUCUCUCGGCAUGGCAGCUUCUGCUCUGAGGACUCAAGCUGCCAGUCAGCCACCGCCAGUCUGCAGACUGAGAUCCCAUGUUCAUUCACAACUCAGGCCACCCAAGCAUGUGAUGGAGAAAAGGACAAAGCCAGCAGAGUUCUGAGGUUCCGGCGGAUAAUAGAGGAGCUACUACUGACAGAGAGGGAAUAUGUGCGCUCACUGAGCUAUGUUAUGACCCAUUACUACCCCCUGCUGGAGAGGCCAGAUGUGCCUCAGGACCUUCGAGGCCAACGCGGACGCAUCUUCAGCAAUCUGGAGAAGCUGCAUGACUUCCACUGCCACUUUUUUCUCAAGGAACUGGAAAGCUGCCUCCAGGAGCCCCUUCGAGUGGGGCGUUGUUUUCUGAGACAUAGAGAGAGUUUCAGCCUGUAUGCACUCUACAGCAAGAAUAAACCUCAAUCUGAUGCCCUGCUCAUUCACCAUGCCCAUGGCUUCUUUCAGCAGAAACAGCAGGAGCUUGGAGACAAGAUGGAUCUGUCAUCUUACCUGCUGAAGCCAGUACAGCGGAUCAGCAAGUACAAUCUGCUGCUGCAGGACCUGCUGAGGGAGUGUGAUGCACUGCCAUGCAGUGAGAGAGCUGAAAUUCAAGCAGCUCUAGAAGUUGUCUGCUUCCAGUUGCGCCAUGGGAAUGACCUUCUCACUAUGGAAGAUAUCCAAGGCUGUGAUGUAAAUUUGAAGGAACAAGGGCCUCUGAUCCGUCAGAAUGAAUUCUUGGUGUCCUUCAAGAAAAAGAAACACUUUCGCCAUGUGUUCCUCUUCCAAGAACUCAUCCUUUUCAGCAAGACUAAGAGGACAACUAUAGGAAAUGACAUUUAUGUUUAUAAACAAUCUUUCAAGACUUCUGAUAUUGGGAUGACACACAACUCCGGCAACAGUGGACUGUGCUUUGAGAUCUGGUUCCGACGAAGGAACUCGCAGGAUACCUACAUCCUGCAGGCUGAGAAAAAGGAGGUGAAGGAGGGUUGGGCCAAUGACUUGGAACAGAUCCUUUGGGAGCAGGCAGUGCGCAGCAGGGAGCUUAGGAUACAGGAGAGGGUCUUCAUGGGAAUGGGGAGCAAACCUUUCAUGGAUAUCCAGCCCAGUGAUGAAGCGAUCUGUGACAGGGCAAUCAAGUGUGUCCCGACUGGAAGAGACUCUAAGAUGUUACCCCAAGGACGUGUUCUGUUAUCCCAUGCUAAUUCUACAGGUUCUGGGAGCACUUGUUCAACAACUGGAAGCACCUCAUCCUCAUCCUCUGGCCGGGGUUCUCUAUCUCCUGCCAGCUACCUCUGUGGCCAUUCCCAGAGAAGAGAGUCAAGCCAAGAGAUUUCUGAAGGAGUUAUGGAGGAGGAUGACCUAGACAAUGAGAGCAUACACCUCCUGGGGAACAGUUCUGAGUCCUCUGGUGGAAGCACCAGUGGUUUCAGUGGGUCUGACCACAGCUGCCAAUCUGCAAUUGGUGGAGACACACAGAACACAUCCUCAUCCUCAUUUUCCGUAUGCUCCAAGGUGGGGGGACCACAUGGAAUACCCCCCCUUUUCCGUGACCAGGGUUUUCCUGUGGAUUCCAGAAAGCACCCCCCCACUGUGUCAAAACCACUAGCCCUGCCAUCUCAGCAAGUACCUGGAAAGGUUAAAGCAGUGGCUGUUUGCAGAAAGUCCACAGAAGUUUAAGUUAACUAUAUGUGAUUUGUUAAUUCUCUGAAAUGAUUUUGGCGUUUGAGUGCCCUCUGAAUUUGGCACUCUCUAAAUUUCACUAAUAAGUGGUUGUCCUGGCUGGGGGAUUUUUAUCUUCCAGACUUUAUGAAAGAGAUGUAAUACAGAAAAAUAGCUUAAAAAGAACAUUGAAAAGGAAUUAUUUUAAGCAAAGCACCUUAAAAUAAAAUUUACCUCCAAAGGAGGUUGUAAAAUUUUUGUGUAGUUCACAUUUAGCACAAUUUUUAUAACUAGCACUGCAACCAGUCAGUAAACUUUGAAUGGUUCAGUGCCUCAUAUCAGGUUACAUACCACAAAUGGUUUAACUGUAUUCCACUGAGGCUAUGGACUGGAUGCCCAACUGCAACACAAAAUUGUAUUAAAGUCAUGCAGCGUUGUAACCCAGUGUACAUUUAGCACUAUCCCCUAAAUACAGUAGGGGCCUGCUUCUGAUACAAUUAUAUCCAAACAUGACAGUAUACCUUUAAAAGUAUUACACUACAAGUAUUUACUUUUAUUUUUCAUCAUGUCUGAGUUCAGUAAUGCAGUACAUAGGAAGUUUUCUUAUUUUAUAACCUUCUGGCAAAUCAGGCAUUCCUAAGCAUUGUUUGACGUGUUUUUAUACAAUGACAACAUAUAUUCAUGGACCACAGAGACAAACAUAUGGUGUUUAAUUUUGGACAAAAUCUUGCUGUGUUGGUAAUGAGUUGGAAACACAAAUAAAGUCAACUGUGUUCAA